Molecule: messenger RNA, 396 nt
Organism: Strongyloides ratti
Lineage: Eukaryota; Metazoa; Nematoda; Chromadorea; Rhabditida; Strongyloididae
Exons: 2
Coding region: 1-396 (131 amino acids)
Source: RefSeq, a predicted model, not a curated record
AUGAGGUAUUGUUAUCCUAUUAUCUCAGGAUUAUGUGGAUCAUUAGCAUCAAUAUCAAUGUCUAAAAUAGGUGAAUGCAAAAGUUAUUAUUCACAAGGAAUGAUAAUCUUUUUUUUUAUAAUUUUAAAUAUAUUAAUGUGGUUUUUUCUCCAAAAAGCUUUUAAAUCACUUCCGACAACUAUUAUUGUAAUAUUAAUAUCAUCUUCAACGAAUUUUAUUGCAACUGGAAUAAUUGGUAAUUUGGUUGAUAAUAAACCUGCUAAAAAUUAUAUAUGGUGGUUUGGUGUGCUUUUAACUAUCACUGGAAUUGCCAUAAUUGGUAAUGAGAAGAAUAAUUACCGUGAAACAAUAAAGAAGGAAACAAAUAUGAAGGUUAACGAAAAUAAAAUAGAGUAA